Molecule: messenger RNA, 3710 nt
Organism: Trichosurus vulpecula (common brushtail)
Lineage: Eukaryota; Metazoa; Chordata; Mammalia; Diprotodontia; Phalangeridae
Gene: TLR8
Product: toll like receptor 8
Exons: 4
Coding region: 545-3670 (1041 amino acids)
Biological process (GO): canonical NF-kappaB signal transduction; toll-like receptor signaling pathway; defense response to virus
Cellular component (GO): plasma membrane
Molecular function (GO): pattern recognition receptor activity; protein binding
Source: RefSeq, a predicted model, not a curated record
GGUUUGCUUUCUCUCAGUGUUCCUUCAGUCUUCACAAUCCUUAUCCAACAAGAAGCUCCAGGGAUGUGAAAACAUGUAAAGAACAUUAAGGAAAAAAACCCCAACAUGGAGAAAAAAAAUGGCUUGGCAGCUGAAUGAAUGUGAGCAAUGAGGGAGAGAGUAUUCCAGGAACUGAUAACUAAAAGGACAUCAGAAUUGGACAGAUAACAAUAGUUGUGAAUUAGCUGCCUAUAGCUUCCUGUUUCAUGAGAAGGUGUUUCUUUGAAAGAAAAAUACCACAGACUCAGAAAUUGGGAAAGUCUUAGAGGUCAUCAACAAAAUUUCAAGUUACUCCAGUUUUUCCAGGUUCCAAAACGGUAUCACCAUCAUACCUAGAUUUAAUGAUUCUGGGCACCAGUGGGAAUCUCUUACAACCACAUAAUUUCAUGCUGAUUGGAGAGUUCCAAUAGAAAAUCAAAGAACUUUUUUUGUUUUGUUGUUAUUUAUUGUUUCUGCGAGGCAAUCAGGGACAAGUGACUUGCCCAGGGUCACACAGCUAGUAACCAUGAUUCUCCAGUCCUUAACUUUCACCUGUUUGUGCCUUCUGGUGGCUUGCAGUCCGGAAUUCCCCAGUCACAAAGUCAAUCCUAGGGGCUAUCCCUGCAGUAUCAGAAGGAAUUCUUCCAUUAUUGCCGACUGCCGAGCUUGUCGACUUGGCGAUGUUCCUAAAGGGCUAGAGCGGAAUGUGACAGAAAUAGAUCUUUCUUUCAAUUUCAUCAUGAAUAUAACAAAUGAGUCAUUUGCAGGAUUGAUCAAUCUUACCAAAAUAAACUUAAACAGCAAUGCAGAUUCCCAGGUGGAGGACAGGAAUGUUGAUGCCAGUAAAAGAGGCUUGAAAAUUACAGAUGGGGCCUUCUUUAACUUGACAAAUUUAAAGGAACUGCAACUAGAAGACAACCAGUUACAGAAAAUGCCUGUUCGUUUGCCACCCUCCCUAACAAUGCUUAGCCUUGUGCUAAAUAACAUUGACAACAUCACCAAAAGCAGCACUUCUGGACUUACUCAGCUGAAAAGCCUCUAUUUAGGUUGGAACUGUUUUUACGGCAAUGAAUGUAAAAAAAAUGUUUUCAUAGAAGAUGGAGCCUUUGAAGAUCUUGCCAAUUUAAAUGUGUUAUCGCUAUCUUUCAAUAACCUUUCCAAUGUGCCCACCAAGCUUCCUCCAUCCCUCAAGGAGCUUUAUCUCAGCAACAACAACAUCAAAAGAAUCCAUCAAGAUGAUUUUAAAGGUCUGGAAAAUUUAAUGGUUCUGGAUCUUAGUGGGAAUUGUCCAAGGUGCUUCAAUAACCCAUACCCUUGUAAACCCUGUGAAAAUGGUGAUUCAAUCCAUAUACAUGAUAAUGCUUUUCAGAAUCUGGCCCAACUAACCCACUUGAAUCUCUCCAGCACUUCUCUGAGAACCAUCCCUGCUUCCUGGUUCAGCAACAUGACAAAUCUAAAGGAGUUACUUCUUGAAUUUAAUUACUUAGUAAAAGAAAUAGCCACUGGGGACUUUCUAACAAAAUUGCCCAAUUUAGAAAUUCUUGACUUCUCUUACAACUAUCUCAAAAAUGAUUAUCCACGCUAUAUUAAUAUUUCAAAUAAUUUCUCCAAACUGGUCUUUCUCAAGACAAUACACCUUAAAGGUUAUGUGUUCCAGGAACUCAGGAAAGAAGAUUUUCAACCCCUAGCAAAGCUUCCAAACCUACAGAUUAUCAACUUGGGUGUUAACUUUAUCAAUCACAUUGAUUUCACUUUAUUUGAAGAGUUUCAUAAUUUGAGUGUGAUUUAUUUGUCAGAAAACAGAAUAUCACCCCAGGUAACAAAUAGCUUGGGUAAAAAUAGCAACUCUCUGUCAUUCUCUAAACAUGUAAUUCAUCAACGUUCAAUAGAUACUAAUAAUGAACCAUUAGUUCGUUAUACGAUAGACCCACAUAGAAACUUUUACCAUCAUACUACUCCUUUAAUGAAGCAAGAGUGUACAUCUUAUGGUAAAGCCUUAGAUCUCAGCUUAAAUAGCAUUUUUUUUCUUAACCACAACCUAUUUGAAAGUCUUCAUGACAUAGUCUGUCUGAAUUUAUCUUCCAAUGGUAAUGCACAAGUUUUAAAUGGCAGUGAAUUUUCAACUAUAAAUCACACCAAAUAUUUGGACUUGUCUAACAAUAGGCUGGACUUUGAUAAUGAUGGUGCUUUUCAAGAAUUACAGGAGCUGGAGGUAUUAGAUCUCAGUCAUAAUGAACAUUACUUCCGAAUAGCAGGGGUAACCCACCGACUGGGAUUUAUUCAAAAUUUAACCCAACUAAAAGUUUUAAACUUAAGCCAGAAUGACAUUUUCACCUUAACUGAGAAUCAGCUGAUAAGCAAAUCCCUGAAGGAAUUAGUUUUCAAAGGCAACCGCCUAGACAUCUUGUGGAAGAAGGAAGAUAAAAGCUUCAUUGCAAUUUUUAAAAAUCUCCACAAUUUGACCCGGCUUGACCUAUCCUUCAACAGACUUCAUACGAUCCCAACUGAGGCAUUCCUAAAUCUUCCCUUCAGCCUUGAGGAGCUGAGGCUAAACAAUAACCACAUGAGUUUCUUUAAUUGGACAUCACUCCAAUACUUUCACUCCCUCAGACUGCUUGAUCUAUGCUCUAAUUCACUCUCCACCAUAAGUUUUGAUAUAUCUAAUUUUUCAGUGCAGACCCUAUUGCUGAGUCGAAACAAAAUUUCAUGCCUCCCUGAUGACUUACUUUCUAAUGCUAAGAGACUUCACCAACUUGACUUAGGUUAUAAUGACAUAAAAAUGAUCAGGAAGUCAACAUUUCAAAUGAAGGCCUCAAAUCAUCUUCAGAUUUUAAACUUAAAAGGAAAUCCUUUCGAUUGUACUUGUGAAAUCAAGGAUUUUCGUAAAUGGAUGGAUGAAAAUCUUAAUGUCACAAUUCCUAGAUUGGUAGAUGUCACUUGUUCCACGCCUGGAGACCAAAAAGGUAAAAGCAUUAUGGAACUGGAGUUAACAACCUGUGUUUCAGAUCUUGUUGCCGCCAUCUUUUUUUUCUUUUCAUUCAUUAUUACGCUGACCACUAUGGUAAUGGCCACCUUUCAUCAUUUGUUCUAUUGGGACAUAUGGUAUAUUUACCACUUGUGCUCAGCAAAAAUAAGAGGUUAUAAGUCUAUUUCCACAUCCCAAACAUUCUAUGAUGCUUUUAUUGCAUAUGACACCAAAGAUACUUGUGUUACUGACUGGGUAAUAAAUGAGCUCCGAUUUCAGUUGGAGGAGAAUGAAGAAAAGAAGGUUCUCCUUUGUCUAGAAGAAAGGGAUUGGGACCCUGGAAUAGCUAUUAUUGACAAUCUCAUGCAGAGCAUUAAUCAAAGCAAAAAGACAAUAUUUGUCUUAACCAAAAAAUAUGCAAAAAACUGGAAUUUUAAAACUGCUUUUUACUUAGCCUUGCAGAGGCUUAUGGAUGAUAAUAUGGAUGUGAUCAUUUUUAUCCUCCUGGAGCCAGUGUUACAGCAUUCUCAGUAUCUGAGACUGAGGAGGCGGAUUUGUAAAAGUUCUGUUCUUAAGUGGCCUGAUAAUCCAAAGGCAGAAGACCUGUUUUGGCAAAGUCUUAAAAAUGUGGUCUUAACAGACAAUGAUAGCCGGUACAAUAAUUUGUAUGUCAAAUUCAUUAAAUAACAAUAAAGAAUGGACCUACUCCAAAUGGUAGGAAGAGAAA